Messenger RNA from Sitophilus oryzae (rice weevil), 3548 nucleotides. RefSeq names its product transcriptional coactivator YAP1-A (gene yki). The transcript has 5 exons. Gene Ontology annotation, cellular component: cytoplasm; nucleus. The record is from RefSeq and is a predicted model, not a curated record. NCBI's taxonomy places the organism in Eukaryota, Metazoa, Arthropoda, Insecta, Coleoptera, Curculionidae. Gene Ontology annotation, molecular function: transcription coactivator activity; protein binding. Gene Ontology annotation, biological process: hippo signaling; positive regulation of transcription by RNA polymerase II. Bases 457 to 1683 code for a protein of 408 amino acids.
AAAAAUAUUAUAGAACUCAUCAUAAUUUUACAGAUUUCUGUAAAAAGAGCGUCGCCGUCGAGGUUAGCAGCUAGGUUCGGUAUUUAGAUCUGCAAGCAAUCCGACGAAAUUUUCGACAUAUCACAUAUCACACGUCACUAUAUAAUGUAAAAUCCCUUUAAGAUCACGUGGUUUAUAUUAAAAAAAUAUCGGAUUGGUCGCAGACCUAAAGACCGAACCUGGCUAGUGAUUGUGGAAUUUUGUGGAAUUUGGGUAUGUUCGCCGUGGAAUAUAAUUUUGGACCAUUGGCAACGCUGUCAGUGCAACGGGUGGCAGGCCGCUGUUAGCAAGGCUGAAGUGGGUUGUUGGUUUGUCUGAUUGUUAGUUUGGGGGGCCGGGGGUAACGGUGGCGGUCAGUGUUGGUGAUUGACCGUUGUGUCGUAGUGCCUGUGGACCUUUGUGAUACCUCCAUUGAAGAUGGCAAGGAACCAGGACGAAGCCAAACAAGUCGUCCGAGUUGACCAAGACUCAGAGACAGAUUUGCAAGCUUUAUUCGACAGUGUGUUAAAACCAGAUUCAAAGAGGCCACUUCAGGUGCCAUGGAGCAUGAGGAAGUUACCCGAUUCGUUUUUCACCCCUCCGUCAACAGGUUCCAAAUCCAUUAACCAUUCUCGGGAGAAUUCUGUUGAUUCUGCUUUCGACGUAUCGGGACCCGUGAAUUCUGUGCCUUUACAAACUGCUCAUCAUAGGGCUCACAGUUCGCCAGCAUCUCUACAGCAAACGUACGCUGUGGGACAACAGCAGCCCCCCGCUCACCACCACAUCAAACAAAGGUCCUAUGAUGUGGCUAGUAAAUCAGAUGAUAAUGCACCCCUGCCACCAGGUUGGGAACAAGCCAGAACCCCCGAGGGACAAGUGUAUUAUUUAGAUCAUACAACAAGAACCACAACUUGGGAGGAUCCAAGGAAGACACUUGCAGCUUCGCAACAGCAUCAGAGCUCAGAACAUUUGGUGACCCAUCCUGUUUCACACACUACGUCUCCUACAUCAUCUAAUACCAAGGUAAAUAGCGAUGUAGAUUUAGGACCUUUACCAGAAGGAUGGGAACAAGCUCAGACUCCUGAAGGUGAAAUUUAUUUCAUUAAUCACCAGACAAGAACCACAUCUUGGUUUGAUCCCAGAAUUCCUCAACACUUGCAACAGAGGUCGCCAGGCAACACUUUGGUACAACCCUCGUGGCACGCUUCAGUGUCAUCGUCUCCACAAAAAGCCCAACAGAUCAGACUCCAGCAGCUCCAAUUGGAAAGGGAGAGGCUGAAGCAGAGGCAACAGGAGAUCAGGAGACAGCAGGAGAUCAUGCUCAGAAACUCGUCCUCAGACUUGCCCGUGAUGGAUCCUUUUUUGUCUAGUUUGACUGACCAUUCGCGCCAAGAGUCUGGAGAUAGCGGUCUUGGCAUGAGUACUAAUUAUUCAAUGCCACAUACUCCAGAAGACUAUUUGGCAUCGAUGGACGAUAAUAUGGAGGUGGGUAGUGAGAGUCACACCCUGGACACUCCAGAUAUAUCGACAUUAAACGAAAACAUCGAUUCUACUGAUGAUCUCGUGCCAAGUCUACAACUGGAUGAGUUUCCUAUUCUGGAAGACGUCCAGUCUUUAAUAAAUCCGGCCACUACAAAGCCGGAUAAUGGCCUUAUUUGGUUGUAAACCUUUUUUUAGUUUAAUAUCAUCCCAUUUUCAUGAAGAAGUUAAUUUUUUUCUUUAUUUUUAAAUAAUUUCUAUCACCGAGGUAAGUCUUUUUAUUUUUCAUACACAAUUGCUUAUUUAUAAAUCAAUUUUAACACGUUCGCGGUAGUAUUCAUUCUAAAUAUUUAUUUAUUGUUUUUAGCAUAAAAUAACAUUAAGUUUUAUAUCUUUAUUGUCGGUUGUAUUGGCCCUAUGUUUCUUUAAAGUUAUCAUCGUCAUCCUAGGUUUUUAAGCUUCAGCCGCGGCACAAUAAGUUUUUGUUUUAUCAAUUUUUUACACUUUUUAUUAUUGUUUCCGUUUUGAAGAAGAAAAUUUUAUUUUUUUAUUUUGUUAAAAUUUUAACAAUAUUUCUUCUCCAUUUAUAGCGUUCAAAUAUUUCAAACGUGUCUAUGACAAUAACAAGCAUUGUUUUCACCAAGAUCAGUAAAAGUUUCUGAUAUUUUAGUGCUCAAUUGUCGUUUUUGAUAUUUGAACGCAACGCCAUUUAAAACUAUUAGACGCUGUUUUGAAGUACUACAAUUUUGGGAUUGUGUGCAAUUAAUUUUGCGUUUUAACAAUUGUUAAGUUUUUAUUUCAACCACACAAAGCUCAUUUAGAUAUGCUAUUAACUAUUUUCACUAGGAUAUCUAAAAUAACCCCUCUAUUGCACAGACUAUUCCUAGUAUUUGGGGAACAGUUAUGUUGCGAUUACGUUAUACUGUUUCUGUUAACUACAAUGGUUAACGAGAUAACAUGAUGCUCAUACUAACAAAAUCCAUCCAAUAAUGGUGCCUUUGAAUUUAAUGUAAAUAUUUAUAUAAAAUAUCUAAAUAUACUAUUAAGAAAAAUAUAUCUAUUUACCUACAAUUGUUUCUUUAUUCUUAGUUGUCGUUUACAAUAUAUAUUUGUAGCAGUGCCUUUGGAGACAUUUUGUAUAGACUUAGGUUAGAUAUUAAGGCAUAUCGAAGCUUGUGGUAUAUUCAUUGCAUUUAUUUGAAAAUCAUAUUCGCAAGGGAAAGGUCCUAAACCGUUGUAACACUUCAAUAACUCGACUUUAAAAAAUGUUGAUAGUAUUUGUGAUAAAAGUCCCUAAAUUUUAGAGCAAAUUUUCAAUGGAUAUACCAUAAUAUUGUCCGUUAUACUGUAUUUAAUAUUAAUUUGCUUGGUUAUUAACCAGUAUAAGCCAUUUUUUUUUUCCAUCACAUCAAUCGUAUCAUUGGCAAUAUUUAUAAAUAAACGUAGUGAUUCUUUGCAAUAUUAGAUAUGUUAGUUACUUAGCCAAGAAAGCAAUAUUUUUGUGAUUUUACUACACAGAAUAAAAUGAAAUACUCACGUGCUGUUUCAGGUUGUAAAAAAGUCAAAUUGAUUAAUUUCUAUAUUCUACAACAUUAAUUAAUAAAGCUGAGGCCUUUCAUCCCUUUUGGUACAAUUGUUCUGUGAUAUUUAAAGAAUAUAUAAAAUAUUUUAAAACAUUUUACUGAAAAUUUUAUACACAUAUCGAUCCAGUUGUGGCUACAUUGUUAUAGUUUUACAUUAUUAAAUAAGUAACUAAAUAUUAUCUUUAUACAAGUGCUUUUUACAGAUUUUCAAAGCCUAGCCCAGAGCUUAGAUUAUUUUAGAUUUAAGAACUUAUUUUUAUUUCAUUUUUUUAUAAAUACACACAUAUUUUUUUUUUAAUUUUAAUUAUAAUAUAUACUAUGCCGUAACAUUAUAUUAGUUUUGACGUUUUAAAAUACUUCUAUGUCAAAGUAGAUACAAUAAGUCUGCGUUAUAUAGAUUUUUUUAAUUUUCCAUACAUUCUUUUUUUUUCUCUGUGUAUCGUAGUUCUAUAUACACGGAGAAAAAAA